GAAACCAAGCCAGGCGCUGAACCGAGGUGCAUGAUCUUUUGUAUUUAAAAAGCAAGAAGUACAAGAUUUAACGGACACUUGCCAAAACAAUCGCUGCUCACUCGCUAACUCUCUCUGUCACUCUUGGUUAUGGCUGGCGAGAUCGCAGAUGGAAACCCAAGGUUCUUCGUGGCGGUUCACGUAGGUGCGGGAUAUCACGCCCCUUCUAACGAGAAAGCGCUGAGGUCUGCCAUGAAACGCGCUUGUCUCGCUGCCGCCUCUGUUCUUGGCCAGGGUUCUGGUAGAUGUAUUGAUGCUGUGACAGCCGCUAUUCAAGUGUUGGAGGAUGAUCCGAGUACAAAUGCAGGGCGAGGCUCCAAUUUGACGGAAGAUGGUCAUGUGGAAUGUGAUGCUAGUAUCAUGGAUGGGGAUUCUGGAGUAUUUGGAGCCGUUGGAGCAGUGCCCGGUGUCCAAAAUGCCAUCCAGAUUGCUGCAACCUUGGCCAAGGAACAAAUGAUGGGGUCUUCAUUGUUGGGUCGAAUACCUCCCAUGUUCUUGGUAGGAGAAGGUGCCCGAGUUUGGGCAAAGUCCAAAGGUAUUGCUUUACCGGCUACCAUAACUGAGGCAAAUCAGUGGCUGGUGAUUGAGCGGGCAAAAGCACAGUGGAAAAAGUAUAAAUCAUUGCUUGUGGAUGCCAAAUUUAAGACAGAGAAUACCGCUGAAGGACUUGCUUGUGAACCAAGGGAGACAGUUAACACUUCAGAAGUGCAAGCUCAACCUUGUGAAGCUUUGAAAGAGAAUGGGGAAGGUCAGUUAUCUGUAAAACAUGCAAUGGAAGAAGAUAGCAUCAUGGACACUGUUGGAGUCAUUUGUGUUGACACUGAAGGACACAUAGCAUCCGGGGCCUCAAGUGGUGGUAUUGCUCUGAAGGUUAGUGGGCGUGUGGGAUUGGCAGCAAUGUAUGGUUCAGGCUGUUGGGCUUCCUCUAAAGGCCCCUUUGGAGCCCCAUUCAUAGUUGGUUGUUGUGUAACUGGUGGCGGAGAAUACCUGAUGAAAGGAUUUGCAGCUCGAGAGUGCUGUGUCUCCUCAUCACUUUCACAGGUUGGUCCUGCAUCUGCUUGCAUGAAAGUUUUACGCCCUAUUGUUCAAGACAGCAGUCAAAAAGGUACUGAUAAAAGUGCGGGGAUUUUGCUUGUGCAAGCUGAUGCUCCUGUGAUGGUUGCAGGUUAUCCACCAAAGCUGAAGUCAAUAGAGAUAGCGGCUGCUUAUUCUUCCUUGUCUUUUGGAUUUGGAUAUUUUGGAAGCUCUAUGGAACGGCCCAAGGUCUCGGUUCUUCGCAGCACGAGACAGCAAAGUAAAACUGGGAUAGACCACUUUGAAGCGCGAAUUGAUCUUUCUGACAAAACAUUGCUGUGAAUGUAAUUUUGUUUGACUGAAAAAAUUCUGAAUUUAAAAUCUUGUCGAAUGCUAUAGAUACUCAUUCAAUGUGUAGUCAUAAUGGUUGAGAUAAUGAAGCUCGCCAAAGAGUUUCUUCAAAAAGGAGCUCUGACACUGUCCUUGCAUUUGGCAGAAAUGGCAACAGUUAACUACCUCCCA
Molecule: messenger RNA, 1575 nt
Organism: Mangifera indica (mango)
Lineage: Eukaryota; Viridiplantae; Streptophyta; Magnoliopsida; Sapindales; Anacardiaceae
Product: putative threonine aspartase
Exons: 11
Coding region: 130-1395 (421 amino acids)
Biological process (GO): protein maturation
Molecular function (GO): threonine-type endopeptidase activity
Source: RefSeq, a predicted model, not a curated record